Molecule: messenger RNA, 1186 nt
Organism: Colletotrichum navitas
Lineage: Eukaryota; Fungi; Ascomycota; Sordariomycetes; Glomerellales; Glomerellaceae
Product: GDSL-like Lipase/Acylhydrolase
Exons: 3
Coding region: 301-1116 (271 amino acids)
Molecular function (GO): phosphatidylcholine lysophospholipase A1 activity
Source: RefSeq, a predicted model, not a curated record
CUUAUACUGUGUUUUCCCGACUGUGCUACUAUCAUUGUGUACCUAUGCGACUAUGAGACAGACCGCCUUGGCAACGUACCCAAGUUAUAAGAAUGAGACCCCAGCCUGAAACAAAUGUCACAUGUUCUGUCGUUCAUCCGUGCGGGCCAGGCACAAACCUGACAUGUCACUCAUACUCUUUGUGAACCCAAUUGUGCUUCACCUUAUUACACCUGAGGGAAUUCUGCAUGCUUCCGUUGACUUUUGAGUAGAUUACGCAAAUAGCCUCCGAAAGUUUAACGACCACGAACUUGGGACAUCAUGGGCCUCAACUCUCCGCUCUCUUUCAAGCAUACUAAACCCGGCCAGGCAAUCAAGCCUGGGACGACACUACGCAUCCUCGGUGUCGGGGACUCGAUUACAGUUGGAUUUCUCAGUGACAUAGAUGGGGGAGACGGCAAUGGAUAUAGACUCAAGCUCCGAGAUAACUUAUCAAAAGACCGGGUCGUUUUUUCGGGAACAGAGACUAUGAACGGCACGAUGCCUGGUAAUUAUUUCGCAGCUUGGUCGGGCAUGACCAUCAAAUUCAUCUCUGACCAUGUUGGACCGUCGCUCGAGCAGAGGCCUAACAUAGUACUUAUUCACGCCGGUACAAAUGACAUGCAUCCCAACCUAGACGUAGCCAAAGAAGGCAACGACCCAAAUGAGGCGGCAGAUCGCCUUGGCAAGCUCAUUGACAAGAUCGUUAAGGAUUGUCCAGAUGCUACUGUUCUUGUCGGAAUGAUCAUCGGCUGUCACGAUGAGAUCCAAAUGAGAAAUAUUGCUCAGUUUCGGUCCCUGAUUCCAGGCGUGGUUCAAACGCGAAGCGAUGCCGGAAAACACGUUCUCGCCGUCGACUUCUCAACAUUUCCCAUGGAUGCUCUCAGAGAUGGACUCCAUCCGACGAACUCAGGUUACCAGAUGAUGGGGGAUUACUGGUACGAUUUUAUCGCGCAGAUACCCACUAGCUGGGUUCAGCAACCGAUCGGUGAUGACCCCCGUCGCUCCGUUGAGCUGCGUCGCACGAAGCCUAUAGAAGUAGUGUCAGCGAGCUGGGGCCAGCGACUUCUUGGUUUGGUAUUCGGCAAGGCAGCAUAGUAGAUCAUCCAUCGAUGUCGCCUGAAGCUUGGCAUGGAUAUAGAAAAUAAAAUCUCGGUUCUGAUUAAUC